GACUACGAGUUUCUAUUUCAAGAGACCACUCACUGCAACAACAAGAACAAAGACAUGGACUGAUUCGGCGUCCAGGAGGCCACACUAUCUCUGUGCAGCGCAGUCUGGGGUCCGAAUUCGAAACAGAAGCAAUCUUUGGUAAGAUCGAAUUUCGAACAUUAUUGAGAAGAACAAGAAGAAGGCUUGGGAAAAUUAGAAGCAGAAGAACGAACGAAUUCUCCCAACUGGCGAAAAAAUGGCGGAAUUCUUGGAGCUGGAAACUCAGGACGGUGUAAGGAUGCCAUGGAAUGUGCUUCCGGGGACCAAACAGGAAGCGAGCAACUGUGUUGUUCCCAUCUCCGCAAUAUACACUCCGAUCAAGCCCUUCCCGAACCUGCCAGUUCUGUCCUACGCUCCUCUCCGCUGCCGGACCUGCUGUUCCGUGCUCAAUCCUUUCUCAAUCGUCGAUUUCGCGGCCAAGAUCUGGAUCUGCCCCUUCUGUUUCCAACGCAAUCACUUCCCCCCGCAAUACGAAUCCAUCAGCGAAGAGCAUCUCCCCUCCGAGCUCUUCCCGCAGUACACUACCAUCGAGUAUGAAUAUCCAGGUGAAAACCCUUCUUCUUCUUCUUCUUCUUCCCCCGUCUUCAUGUUCGUGGUGGAUACUUGUAUCAUCGAGGAGGAGAUGGCUUUCCUUAGGUCGGCCUUAUCUCAGGCGAUCGACCUUCUGCCGGACAAUUCCCUCGUUGGGCUCAUCACUUUCGGGACAUUGGUUUACGUUCAUGAGUUGGGUUUCGGCCAGCUUCCCAAGACCUACGUCUUUAAGGGCUCCAAAGACGUGUCCAAGGAACAGCUGCUCGAGCACAUGAGCUUUUUCCUCAAAAAGCCAAAACUUCCCGCCGGUGUCAUUGCCGGUUCCAGAGACGGACUCUCUUGCGAGAGCAUUUCGCGCUUUCUUCUGCCCGCUUCCGAUUGUGGCUUCGCUCUUAAUUCGGUUCUAGAGGAGCUGCAGAAAGAUCCCUGGCAAGUACCAACUGAUCAGAGGGCUACCAGAUGCACCAGCACUGCUCUUAGUGUAGCUGCUUGUUUGUUGGGAGCGUGUGUUCCUGGUUCUGGAGCUAGAAUUAUGGCGUUCGUUGGUGGUCCAUCUACAGAGGGUCCUGGGGCUAUUGUAUAAAAGAAUCUUUCUGAGCCAAUUCGAUCGCACAAAGACUUGGAUAAAGAUUCAGCACCAUAUUAUCACAAAGCUGUCAGAUUCUAUGAGGGACUUGCAAAGCAACUUGUUCAUCAAGGCCAUGUACUGGAUCUCUUUGCUUGUGCCCUUGAUCAGGUAAUUUUUUACUUGUUCACCAAGGUCAUGAACAAAUUUUAAUGUCCAACAUCUAGUUUUGUGGAAUCGUGGUUCGCUUUAUGAUGGUUGGGUGGCAUUUAGUUUGUCUCUUUUUCCUUUUAGUUUCUCUAUGACACUAUAUUCUAUACAAAGGUUGAAAUAUUUUUUACACUAUGUGCCCUAAACUUAUGUGAUUCCCCGGCACUCAUUAUUCUAAAACUGUGAUGAAGUAACUUUUAUUUUGGCACCAAUUAUUUCUCAGUAGCAAUUUAGUGGUGAAUAUCCUUUUACUGCCGUUAUGUGUGUUUUGUUAUCUUGUUCUUUGUUAAUCAAUGACCCAUCCGAUGUAGGAGGCAACUUUCACUUAUUCUGUUGCUGGGCUGAAAAUUCAAUAUUUUCUUCCCAUUGUAACUUCACCUUGCGGAGUUUAACUUCAACGGAUUGGUCUAGUAGGAAAUUUACGUGGUGGUAGUAAUUUACAAACUAAUAUUUAGUUUUUAAAUGACCAAGAGCUACUUAAGUUGGGUUUUAUUUUAUUUGUCACUUGAUCUUGUUAGGUUGGAGUUGCUGAGCUCAAAGUUUCCGUUGAAAGAACUGGUGGCCUAGUGGUGCUUGCAGAAAGCUUUGGCCAUUCCGUGUUCAAGGAUUCUCUUAGACGUGUUUUCCAAUCAGGCGACAAUGACCUUGGGCUAUCAGCAAAGUACGGAUGCUUCUUUCUAACUGAUUGAGUUGUUAUAUCUGUUUUUGGAUUUGUUUUGCUGUAAUUCUACUUGUGACCUGUAGGAUUGAAGAUGAUGUGCCUUACUUCCCUUGAUUUUUAUUGGAUAUCCUCCAUGUGCUAUCGUUACUCUUGUUUACGUGCCUGUGAUUUGUUAAACUAGUUCUCUAUGAAGACUUCGUCAAGCAUAGCGAAGAAACAUUUCAUACUCCUUGAUUUUAUAAUCAUGUUUAUGGUUUUUGGAUAGUUAAAAUGAGGCAUCUGCCUAGUUUAAAUUUCUGGCAUCAGGGCCAAAAAUGGCCAGGGUAAACUGAUACCAAAUCCAAUAUUCUGUCGUUCUGCACUUAACUGGUAGUUCAUAUUGUCAGAUGAUACAAAGGAAAGGAGCAUGGUUUGCUCUGCCACCUCAAUGAAAUAUUUUUUUGAAG
Messenger RNA from Linum trigynum, 2452 nucleotides. The record is from the annotation of a GenBank genome assembly. NCBI's taxonomy places the organism in Eukaryota, Viridiplantae, Streptophyta, Magnoliopsida, Malpighiales, Linaceae.